Molecule: messenger RNA, 10548 nt
Organism: Thunnus maccoyii (southern bluefin tuna)
Lineage: Eukaryota; Metazoa; Chordata; Actinopteri; Scombriformes; Scombridae
Product: phospholipid-transporting ATPase ABCA1-like
Exons: 51
Coding region: 569-7315 (2248 amino acids)
Biological process (GO): lipid transport; transmembrane transport
Cellular component (GO): membrane; intracellular membrane-bounded organelle
Molecular function (GO): ABC-type transporter activity; ATP binding; ATP hydrolysis activity
Source: RefSeq, a predicted model, not a curated record
CGUCAGGCGUGCAAUUCCUACAGGACUGAAUGGGCGCCAUUUUUAGUCCGGUAUCCAGCUCUUAUAAGACAUCCACGGCGCCAGGCGAGCAAUUCCUACAGGACUGAAUGGGCGCCUUUUUUAGUCUUCCAUGCCGUAGCCCCACUAAAGCGUCAUUUCAUAUUUCACAGUUGCAGUGGGUCUACUGCGCAGCUUGGAAUUUACAGUCGGCAAAAAAGAGGGGAGCCUUUCUUAGCUAACGCUCGAGCACAGGCUAACCCUUUAUUUGGAGGAGAAACUGGAAUUAAAGCGCCUCGGAGUCCACCAGCCACGGAAUACUGUCAUCACUCAAACAGCUGGUAAAAUUAAGCGCGGGUUUAACGUGGUGAAGUUUGCCCAGAGGAAAAACCGCCAUGACGCCCUCUUCUGAGCCGUCAGCUGGAUUAUACAAAGGUAUGAUUCACAUGUGAGGAUUAAUACUCUCCUUCAGGGACACUUCUCUUUGGCCAGCUCAAAGGAUUUAAGGGUUUAUUAAGUGGGCCAGUUGCCAUAGCGACGCUUUGGCAGGAUAUUGCCAGGAUAAGCCGUAAUGGGUCUCCUGACGCAGUUCACUCUGCUCCUGUGGAAGAACUUCACUCUCCGGAAGAGACAAAAGGUUCGGUUGGUCGUUGAAGUGAUAUGGCCUCUGUUCCUCUUCUUUAUAUUGGUGUGGGUGCGGUCCACAAACAAACCAAUUUUCAAAGGCCAAUGCCACUACCCUAAUAAAGCCAUGCCAUCAGCUGGCGUGCUGCCCUGGCUUCAAGGUAUGAUUUGUAAUAUCGACAAUCCCUGUUUGAACUAUCCAACACCAGGGGAGACACCAGGCCAAGUCAACAACUUCAACAACUCCAUAAUUUCUGGGAUGUUGAUUGAGCUGCAAACCCUCCUGGUAAACAGAUCUAUUCUCAACAAGGCACAACUACUGGCAGAUGAUGUCGACCAGUGGGCUUCAGUCCUGUCACAGUCUAACCCUGGUAAUGGUCAACCGAUGAUCCUGGGGAGUAUUCUAAGAGAAAAUGAAACUUUCUCCAAGCAUCUGAAAGAGAAUUUGUUGGUGCCACCAACAGUGGUCCAAAGCCUUCUUGCUGCUAAGAUUUAUGUCAAUCCAAUGACAGGCAUCCUGAGACCAGGUGAACUGAGGAGCAUCCUGUGUGAGGGGACAGAUCUGGAUGAGUAUGUCCAAUUUAGCAGCCAAGCUGAAAAGGGGGCAUUUCAAAAUGUCAGCUGCUCCCUCACUCCACAGCAGCUGAUUAACACCCAGGAAAUACUACUGCAAAACCUGGACGCAAGGAAGGUGCUUUCUGAGCUCCCUUCAGCUUUGGAUCUGAAUGCAGCUGACACAGUGACACUGAUUGGGAAAACCACUGCAGAUGCAUUACCAGUGAUUCGUGAGAUGGCCAGGUUGCGGAACUCCAUGAUCUUUAAGGCUGCUAGUUCAUUGGAUUUCCAGGAGGACAUGAUUGGCAGCAUCAAUACGUUACUGUGUGGAAAGCAACCUGACUUCAACUCCACCAAUAUGACCCUCAGUUUACCCUCAUCUAGACAGAUGGCUAACACUAAGGCAGUGUCCUCUAUGAGCAACAGUUCCGACGCUUUUUGUCAGACUCUCGUCGACACCCUGGAGGGCACACCUGGUUUACGAUACAUUUGGAGCACCUUCAAGCCGUUAUUGCAAGGGAAAGUCCUCUACACACCUGAUACACCUGCUGCUCGCCUUGUGGUGAAAGAGGCAAAUAGCACAUUCAAUGCCUUGGCUAUGUUGAAAGACCUGGCUGAUUCAUGGGAGGUACUCGGGCCACGUGUCUGGAAUUUCUUUCAAAAUAGCACCCAAGUCAACACAUUACGGGCUUUACUGGCAAAUCCACUGUUUGCUGCUGCCCUCAACCAGCGUCUCAAUGGCACAGGAUGGACAGCAGAGCUGCUGGCCAACUUCUUGUACAACGGGCCUCCAGAGGAUCGUCCAGUCGGCAUGCCGCCCAGUGACUGGCGGGAUGUUUACAACAGCACUACCCAAAUCCUGAAGCUUCUCUCCAACUUCCUUGGUUGUUUAGACCUGAACAAGUUUGAGGCAGCCCCCAGUGAAAGCCAUCUGGUAACCAAAGCCUUGCAGCUUCUGAAGAAUGAUACGUACUGGGCCGGCGUUGUCUUUGAAAACCUCCAGCCGUACUCCGGCCAACCCCCUCCUUAUGUCAAGUACAAAAUCCGCAUGGACAUUGAUGAGGCAGAGCGCACCAACAAAGUGAAAGACAGGUUAUGGUCUCCUGGAGCCCGAGACAACUCCUUUAACGACCUGCGCUAUAUAUGGGGAGGCUUUGCCUACCUGCAGGAUAUGAUGGACCAUGGCAUUAUACGAACACAGACGUCAAAGACCCAACCCCUUGGUGUUUUCGCCCAGCAAAUGCCAUACCCUUGCUUCGUGGAUGACGUGUUCCUCCGGUCCCUGGCACGAUCCCUUCCCUUGUACAUGACUUUAGCCUGGAUCUACUCUGUGGCCAUGAUCGUUAAGGGUAUUGUUGCGGAGAAAGAAGCGAGGCUGAAGGAGACCGUGAGGAUCAUGGGCCUGAGAAGUGCCAUCUAUUGGCUGAGCUGGGCAGUGUCCAGCGUGCUGCCGCUGGCCAUCAGCGCUCUCUUCCUUACCCUUAUACUCAAGUACGGCAAAGUCCUGCAAUAUAGCGACCCCUCAGUCAUCUUCGUCUUCCUGCUGGUGUUCUGCCUGGUCACCAUCACUCAGUGCUUCUUCAUUAGCGUCUUCUUCUCUAAGGCCAAUUUAGCGGCCGCAUGCGGUGGCCUCAUCUACUUUGUCCUCUACCUGCCGCACAUCCUUUGCUACGCCUGGAGGGACGUCAUGGGUUUCGGGGCCAAGGUUGCCGUGAGUUUAUUGUCAUGUGUGGCUUUUGGCUACGGCUGUGAGAACUUUUCCAAGUACGAGGAGCAAGGCAUCGGUAUCCAGUGGUCCAACAUUGGCAAGAGUCCAGAGGAAGGGGAGCGCUACACCUUCAUUGUGUCCAUCAUCAUGAUGCUGUUUGAUGCUGUGAUAUACUGGGUGCUCACCUGGUACAUUGAAAAUGUCUUUCCAGGCCAAUACGGAAUCCCUAAGCCGUGGUACUUCCCUUUCACUGCUUCUUAUUGGUGUGGGACCGCCUCAGUGACUGACGUUGACCCCGGUUUGCUGAAGGACUCUGGUGCACAUAACGAGUAUCUGGAGAAACCGCCACCCAAUAUGAAAGCCGGGGUCUCAAUCCGCAAUCUUGUCAAGAUCUACAAGACUGGCAAGAAACUGGCUGUGGACGGACUGAGUGUGGACUUCUACGAGAAUCAGAUCACAUCUUUUCUCGGCCACAACGGAGCUGGAAAAACAACCACAAUGUCAAUUCUGACAGGACUGUUCCCCCCCACAUCAGGAACUGCCCUCAUCAAUGGAUUUGACAUCCACACCGACAUGGACAGCAUCCGGAAGUACUUGGGAAUGUGCCCGCAGCACAAUGUCUUAUUCAAUGAGCUGACAGUGGAGGAGCACAUAUACUUCUACGCCAGGCUGAAAGGAUGCAGCCGCGAUGAGGUGAAAAUUGAGAUGGACCAGAUGAUUAAGGAUGUCGGUUUACCGCAUAAGCGCAAGGAUCUUGCUAAGAACCUGUCAGGUGGGAUGCAGAGGAAGCUGUCUGUGGCUAUAGCAUUUGCCGGCGGAUCAAAAAUCGUCAUCUUAGAUGAACCUACAGCAGGAGUGGACCCCUAUGCCCGCAGGGGUAUCUGGGAACUGCUGUUAAAGUACAAACAAGGUCGCACCAUCAUUUUGUCUACACACCACAUGGAUGAGGCAGACAUCUUAGGCGAUCGCAUUGCCAUCAUCUCCCACGGCAAAAUGCGUUGCUGCGGCUCCUCGCUCUUCCUAAAGAAGUGUUUUGGCAGUGGCUAUUACCUCACUCUGGUCAGAGAUGGGAAUGAAAAGAUGACAUCGCAGCGUAAUGGUGUCAUACACAGUCAGGCUAAAAAGGAAAAAGACUGUCCUUCGAGGAGCAGCAGCCCAGACGACGGCAUUGGCAGCCAAAGCUGGGGCAACUCUGAUCCAUCAGAUUUGACAGCAGUGGGUCAACUUGUGAGGCGCCACGUCCCCGAGGCUGUCUUCUUGGAGAACAUCGGUCAGGAGAUCACCUACAUACUGCCCUAUGGUGGAGCCAGAGAUGGGACCUUUGCCCUGCUCUUCCAUGAGCUUGACCUGGCCCUAGCUGACCUCGGCCUGACCAGCUACGGCAUCUCUGACACAACACUGGAAGAGAUAUUUCUAAAAGUGGCUGAAGAUACUGGCGUGGAUGCAGAAAUUUCAACAACACAGGAGCUGUUGGUGAGAGACUGCAGAAGGAGCUCUCGUGAAUCCAAACGGAACAGCAUCGCCGGCGUCCAGACUAAAACAGAAAUCUCUGGAUUUAGUGAUUUAAAAGAAAAGUUCACAAGUAAAGUGGAAGACUCAAAGAGGAACGCCAGUGUCAAUGGAAGGGGAUCCACGGUCAUCACCGGAUGGGAGCUGAUCAGGAGGCAGUUCCUGGCGCUCUUUAUCAAGCGCUUCCAUCACGCCAGGAGGAGCCGCAAGGGACUCAUUGCACAGGUGGUCCUGCCUGCUGUUUUUGUGUGCCUGUCUCUGAUCUUCUCACUCAUCGUCCCACCGUUUUCCGAAUAUCCAAGUCUGGAACUACAACCUUGGAUGUAUGGUCUCCCUCAAACCACCUUUUACAGCAAUGAUGGGCCAGAUAAUGUGGAGGUGUCCCAUGUGGUGGAAACCCUAGUGAACAACCCUGGCUUUGGGACUCGCUGCAUGAAGGGAGACCCAAUACCGAAGUUACCGUGUGCCUCCAGUGGGUCUGAUUGGUUCACUCCGUCUGUGGACCAGUCAGUGACUGACAUCUUUCUCAACGGGAACUGGAGCAUGUCAAACCCCUCCCCCUCUUGUCAGUGCAGCACUCCUAAACGGACAAUCAUGUUACCAGACUGUCCACUUGGUGCUGGAGGGCUUCCUCCACCUCAGAGGAUUCAGAACACAACAGACACACUACUGAAUCUAACAGGACGGAAUAUGACGGACUUCUUGGUCAAGACUUUUGAGCACUCAGGAAAAACAAGGUAUGGAGGGAUCUCCGUCGGUGCAGUCAACUCCCAAGUCCGCCUGACCGAGGCAGCGAUCGAAGCCGCAUUCAGGGAUCUAAAAGACCUAUUCACUUCAUUUCAGGAUAAUGUGACUGAUCAGAUCCUCCAGAAUGCUGAGACUCUGCUGAAGAAGCUGGGAACCAGGAACAACGUAAAGGUGUGGUUCUACAACCGGGCAUGGCACGGCAUGGCGUCCUUCCUCAGUGUGGCCAACAACGCCAUCCUGAGGGGAAAUCUGCCAGCAGGACAGGAUCCCCGCCAGUAUGGCAUCUCCGUUUCCAAUCACCCCCUCAACCUCACCAAGCAGCAGCUCUCCUAUGUGGCCAUGGCCACAACCUCCACUGACGUGGUGGUGUCCAUCUGCGUUAUCUUUGCCAUGUCCUUCAUCCCUGCCAGCUUUGUCCUCUUCCUCAUCCAAGAGAGGGUGAACAAAGCCAAGCAUCUGCAAUUUGUCAGUGGAGUAAACCCAGCUGUCUACUGGUUGGCUAAUUUUGUCUGGGACAUGUGCAACUACAUCAUCCCAUGCUUGAUUGUGAUUGUGAUCUUCCUCUGCUUCCAACAAAAAGCCUACGUUUCCCCACCUAACCUGCCUGCUUUGGUUCUACUCCUUAUUUUGUAUGGGUGGUCCAUCACCCCCAUGAUGUACCCCGCCUCCUUCAUCUUCAGCGUACCCAGCACAGCCUAUGUGGUGCUGACCUGUAUAAACCUCUUCAUCGGUAUUAACGGCAGCGUGGCCACCUUUGUUAUGGAGCUAUUUGAUGAUGAUAACGUCUCCCGCAUCAACAACAUAGUGAAGCAGGUGCUGCUGAUAUUCCCACAUUUCUGUCUGGGCCGAGGGCUAAUCGACAUGGCCAAGAACCAGGCGAUGGCCACCCUCUUCAGCAAUUUUGGGGAGGACCGUUUCAAGGACCCGCUUAGCUGGGAGAUGGUGGGAAAGAAUCUUUGCGCCAUGUCCAUCCAGGGAGUUGUCAUGUUUACCGUCACGAUCCUCAUUCAGUAUAAGUUCUUCUGCAAACCAAGGCUUAUUUCAGGGAAGUCAUUAUCUGCAGAGGAAGAGGAUAUUGAUGUUGCUCGGGAACGUGAGCGGGUGUAUGAAGGCAGGGCCCAGAACGACCUUCUGAGGAUCUGUGAUCUGACUAAGGUAUACCCUCGGAAGAGCACCCCUGCUGUGGACAGGCUAUGUGUGGGCGUACCUGCCGCAGAGUGUUUCGGCUUGCUGGGAAUCAACGGGGCUGGGAAAACCACCACGUUCAAGAUGCUGACAGGAGACAUCCCAGUCUCCGGUGGAGAGGCCUUCCUAAAUGGAUACAGCAUACGCACAGAAAUGAGGGAUGUACACCAGAACACGGGCUAUUGUCCUCAGUUUGAUGCUAUUGAUGACCUGCUGAAUGGACGAGAGCAUCUGGAGUUUUACGCCAGGUUACGAGGGGUUCCAGAAAAAGAGGUCACCAUGGUGGCUGAGUGGGGGAUCCAGAAGUUGGGACUGGUCAAAUAUUCCAACAAAUCAGCAGGUACAUACAGCGGUGGAAACAAACGCAAACUUUCUACAGCGAUGGCCUUGAUCGGCUGCCCUCCAGUGAUCUUCCUGGAUGAGCCAACCACUGGGAUGGACCCCAAAGCCAGGCGCUUCCUGUGGGACUGCAUCCUGAGCGUCAUCAAAGAGGGACGCUCUGUCAUUCUCACAUCACACAGUAUGGAGGAGUGUGAAGCACUGUGCACACGCAUGGCCAUCAUGGUAAAUGGGCGCUUCAAGUGUCUAGGGAGCAUCCAGCAUCUGAAGAGCAGGUUUGGUGACGGCUACACAGUGAUUGUGAGAGUUGGUGGCUCUCCUCCUGCCUUGAAGCCGGUCGAGGACUUUGUCCAGUUGACCUUCCCAGGCAGCACCCUGACAGAGAAGCAUCACAACACACUGCAGUAUCAGCUCCCAUACACACAGGGAGCUUUGGCCAACAUCUUCAGUCAGUUCACCACCCAUCAACAGAGGCUGGGCGUGGAGGAUUACUCUGUGUCCCAGACCACACUGGAUCAGGUCUUCGUGAAUUUUGCGAAGCACCAGCAUGGAGAGGAGGACUCUCAGGCCUAUGACAACCCAGUGGACACCUCAGAUGAGGUGCCAAUGAAGUCUGUGAAGACCUCCAGAGAAAUGUCAGAGAAGGUGUAACGCCCAUAAGAAGAGCAUCACAUAUUGCACUUAAAGUAGAUCAGCAAGAUAUCUCAAACAAAACCAAAUGGAUGUGAUUUUGCACUGAUGAAAUGAUGUGUAUAUGAAAAAAACAAAACGCCAAAUCACCACGCCUGACAUUGGUCAACAGUACCAAACAUGUCUUGACAUAACUGAUCCAAAACUAUAAAUGUCUAAAUCUGUGGUGAAUGAUUCUCCAUGUCUGCAGCACUCAUUCUAUUGCCUUCACCUAAAUCCUAACUUAUUUAUUUUCACUUUAACAAAUGAAAAAAAUCUGCCAGUACAGUGUGAACAUUUCAACUUGUCUCCAGUAGAAACCGACCUGUUUCAAGAAUUUUCCAAAGAUGAGUGUCUGUCUCUUGACACAAGAAAGAAUAAGGCCGGUUACUGCACUAGAAUCAAGAAAAAUGAAACUAGAUUUUAGAAAAUACUUGUAAUAGGUCAAUUUGCAUUUGAAACAAGGUGAAAUAUUCUCUACUGGCAGAUUUAUUUUCACUUAUUCUACAGUAAGGAAAAUAAACUUCAAGAACAGAAUUACAUACAAAAAUGACUUGAUAAGAAGGAUAUAUUUGCAGUGUACAAUCAAGCAGCUGGAAUGCGGCAUUUCUCUGAUAAAACUCCACCUGAGUUUUGUUUGGAAUAUGUUGCUCACCUCUAUAUACCUCAGGAGGGUGUAAUGGCCAAAUUUUCCUUAGAAAGCAUCAUGCAUUGCACAGCACUUAGUAUACCUCAGGAUUGUACUUCAAAUUUAAUUAUAUUUUAGAUUUUAUGAGUUGUUUACAUUUGCUAUUGUUUAUAAUAAUGAUUUUAAAAAGAAAUUAAAAAAAAAAAGAAAAACAAGCACUGAUGUGUUUUCAUACCAAAGAUUGGCAUGGAUUUGUUGUAGCUGAGGAUGGUGUGAUCAGGCCAGAUGUUUGACUCACAACUGCUAAAAAAUGCCGGAUCACUUAUGUUGACAUUUAUCGACAUAUCAGAAAAUAUCAUCAAGCAACUAAUAUAGGAAUUUUUUGUCAACACAAAUGGGGUUAAACCACAGUUAGUUUCAAACCCGUAUUGUGAUUUGCUGACAGGCAUUCCAGUGAUAACUACUGAGCAAAAAGUGAUUAAAAAAUACCCUGUCAGAUAUGUUGGCCUUGAAUGUAUCAUUGAGCCUCCAAUUUGCUGUAGAUGAUGUUUAAUGAAAGACACUGAGGUUAUAGCAGUGGGAAAAUACAGAGUCAGUCUGAGUCAACCAGUUGAAUCAAACAUGUUGAGUCCGCAAGAAAGACGGCACAUCACGUCUCCGCACCAACCACAGCUUACAGGUAGCCGCCACUCAGGGCCUUUCUGAUGCUGCAUUACAGGCAGAGAUCAUGACUGCAAGUGGACACAUCAGAAAUAUUUCUCAAGAACUACUGAUGAAUGUAUGCGUAAGCACAGAUUUAUAUUUAAUGACAUUUUUAAUGUGUUGCUUGGCUGGAUGUAUCUAUUUUAUUUAUCAUAUUUCUUUGCAGAAUCUCAAUGAACUUUAAAACUGUUCAUUAUUUAGUCAUAGGAUGUGCUGGUAUUGGCACUGCUGUGUUAAUCUACAACCACCAGAGUCCAGUGCCAAUAUCACAGAUUAUAGCACCUUUUAACUGAAAACUCUUUAACAACCAAUGAUAACUAUGCAUAGCUACAUGCCUUAUUUACAAUAUAAAAUAUAUUGUCAUGCAAGUGUAUAGACCAUUUCCUUGAUGUAAACCAUUUGCUAAGUCCCACCCCACUUAUUGUUGCUAUGCCUGUUGCUUGUUGCUACGCUUUCUGUUCUCGCCAAGUCCCCAGGAACAACUCUGGGCUGUGAGGCAAUUUUGAUUUAGUGAAUACAAAAAACAGUGAAUACACUUUUAAAAUUAGUUUCCUCCCUUUGGUCCAAGAAAAUUUGGAAAGUCUAGAAGAGCUAACCGUUGACUUUGUUGAUUGAAAUGGCAACAGUUGCUAGAAAAUUCAGCAUUGUCAUAAUGGGUCAGUUAUGUUCAGGGAAGGGGUUUAGUGAAUGGUCAGUUGGGAAACAGCCCCAUUAUUUCAGUUGUUGAUCGUAAGAAGAAGAGAAAUACAGCAACAAAAAUGUAACUAUAAAAUGACCUUUGUUAUUAAUUAUAUAUAAUAUUUUUGAAUUCAAUUAUACAACAUAGCAGUAAUAUGAUGGGGUGUUACAAAUUUUGGACAAAUAAUAUCUGCAAAAAAACAAGACAAGAAAAACGACCUAAUAGGUCAUAAUGUCAGACGCCAUAAACAACCUAUAGUUACAUUUGAGUGACAGACACCAUCAUCAUAAUUCUGACCUGGAAAAGUAGCACAUUUCAGAUGAUGUUAUAUGAGGUGACAUAUUCAGAGGUGGCUGGUUGGGUGGCUGGUCAGAUCCUAACUUGCAAAAAGUGGACUUUGCUUCCAACCACAAGUGUCACGUUUCCAACUGCAAAUUGGGACAAUUUGUUUUAAAAACGUAACUACCAUGCUUACUGUGGCCAUGACAAUGAAGGUUGCCUAACUUUAACAUCACGUUUCAAGUAGUCAUUUUAACCCAAACUGUGAUCAUUUCCUAAAUCUAAUGGAGUGGUUUUUGCGCUAAACCUAACCAGACCUUAACCACAGCGUUGUCACAUCAUAAAACAUUAUUUUUUUAACAGUGAUUUGUAACGGUUUUGGAAAGCACAGACAAAUUAUGUUGUCCUACUGAUUACUGCCCAUAGAGGCGCAUGAUUAGCAGACGCUCUGAUGUGUCGUUCUGGAGUGCACAUGGUCGAAUGACCUAUUUGGUCGUUAGAGGACUUGUUGAAAAAAAAAACCUGAAAAAUGGUCUACACUGCACCUUGUAUCCCACUCAGGAAUGUUUACAUGCACUUUGGAUUCACUGUAAAGAGACAUUCAUAGCUACUUUCUUACAGUUUAGACAUUCACUACUGUACUGUACAACAUUGAGAGAUUGUAAGUGUCCUAAUGAUAAAAACACAAAACCUCUUACCUUAUGCAGCUUACAUUACUUGGUACUGAACUCUGUCCACAGAAUGUAAAUAAUUCUCUUAUUCUCCCCUCGCAGGCGCUCAGGUUUCCUUGCAGAGCUUGACAUAAUUUGUAUGCUGUGCUAAGUCCUCACAUUACUAUCUUGCCUGUUGCGAAGAAUAAUGAAUCUUAUUUGUACUGAGUAUUGCUUCAUGCCAAGACAAAUGAUUAAACAUUUGCACAAACUGUAA